Molecule: messenger RNA, 855 nt
Organism: Eimeria acervulina
Lineage: Eukaryota; Apicomplexa; Conoidasida; Eucoccidiorida; Eimeriidae
Product: mitochondrial import inner membrane translocase subunit Tim17 domain-contraining protein, putative
Exons: 6
Coding region: 1-855 (284 amino acids)
Biological process (GO): protein insertion into mitochondrial inner membrane
Cellular component (GO): TIM22 mitochondrial import inner membrane insertion complex
Molecular function (GO): transmembrane protein transporter activity
Source: RefSeq, a predicted model, not a curated record
AUGUCUGAAACCUCGGGAGGGACCCCCGAUCUUCAAGGGGCUUCUGGGAAACCCUUUCAAGAUGAAGGCGGGGCACAGCAGCUCUUUCCGCCCGCCAGCCACUGCCACCCCAUGUCUGUGUUCUUGACGCCUCAGUACCGCAAUUUGUCGUUGUUUGGUGUGACGGCCGAAGAAGACGCGCAAAUACACGCCGAGGUCGUGCAGCAAAUCAAGGCCCAGAGAGCAGUUGAAAAGUUCAUCAACGACGGCUGUCUCCUCAGGGCAGCGACCACAAGCGUGGGGGGCGGCCUCCUGGGUAAGCCGCAUCGUCGUGAGUGCCGCAGUUACCUGGCUUCAAGGGCCGAUGGUUCGGGCUCUAGAACCUCACCGGCCGAAACAUUAGCGGGACCUCCAGGACCUGUGCCUAAGGGCCUCUUGACAUCGGAGUUGUAUUCUAUUGCGUUAUGCGGCGCUGAGUUAUGUUGUGAUUUGUUUUAUGGGAUUGUACUUGGUGCUUUUUUCUUCACGAUGAAGCCUGUAGACGUGGACAGCUCUUUGGGAUUGCGGGCGCAGAUCAGGCAGCAGUACAAGUCCUUUAUACCGGAUGUCGCCGCGACAGCCAAGAACUUUGCAAAAAUUGGGGGCCUCUAUUCCCUCUUUGAGUGCGCCGUUGACAAGGCAAGAGCAACCCACGACUUGCGCGGAGCCAUUUAUGGCGGUUGCUUGACGGGCGCCGCAUUGGCUGUCAGAGAAGCAGAUGACGGGAGACAGCUGCCGAUGUUCGUGGCUUGCUGGCCUGUCCAACGGACCAAGGUCGGUCUGAUGCCUUUCAGCGUCGUGCCGUUUCUGCUGUCCAAACAAGUUAUUCCGCCCUAG